AUUUUCAAUGUUUUUUCUUAGAAUUUGGAAACUUUCAAAUAAACAUUUCUUUAAAUUUCAAGCAAAAAGGCAGGUUUUGCACUCUCUUCGAGCAUUUGUACAUUAUCAAGUGAGUGUUGAACCCGGAAGGACUUCAUUUGCUUUGCCAUUUUGCUGUAAAACAAAGUUUAACGUCUUAACCUUGGGAGGAUUGAAACGUCAAAAUAUGGCUACAAGUUCAAACGAUGGGAAGAAGGCUAACCGUUUGUUAAAAGAAAGAUCACCGUAUCUUUUACAGCAUGCUUAUAAUCCUGUAGACUGGUAUCCUUGGGGUGAAGAAGCAUUUGAAAAAUCAAAAAAGGAACAGAAACCCAUCUUUUUAUCAGUUGGUUAUUCAACAUGUCACUGGUGUCACGUCAUGGAACGAGAGUCGUUUGAAGAUGUUCAGAUCGCUAAGAUACUAAAUGAACAUUUUGUGCCAAUCAAAGUCGACCGCGAGGAGAGGCCUGAUGUUGACAGAGUGUACAUGAAUUUUGUACAGGCAACCACAGGUCAUGGUGGAUGGCCAAUGAAUGUUUGGUUAAUGCCUGAUCUUCAACCCUUCGUUGGCGGCACUUAUUUUCCUCCUGCGGAUAUCACGGGGAGACACGGAUUCAAGACAAUUUUACUGUUCCUUGUGAAACAGUGGAAAGAGAAUCAAAGUCGUCUUGGCAUGCAAGGAAAUAUUGUGAUGACGGCCAUCAAACAACAGCUGGAAGUGAUCAUGAGCGCUCAACAAAAAGCCCCUGAGACGAAAUGUAUCGAAAGCUUGUUCAAGAAGCUGAAAGAUUCGUUUGAUGAAACUCUUGGCGGAUUUGGUGGCGCGCCAAAAUUCCCGCAACCAAGUAAUUUUAGUUUUUUGAUGAACUAUCAUUCGUGGUGUCCUGAAACGAAAAACGGCAAGAAAGCGUUGAAGAUGACGUUGAGAAUUCUGGAUGCGAUGAACGAUGGAGGGAUACACGAUCAUGUUGGUCAGGGAUUUCAUCGUUACUCGACUGACGCGGAAUGGCAUGUUCCACAUUUUGAGAAGAUGCUUUACGACCAGAGUCAGCUGGCUGACACGUAUCUCAAUGCCUAUCAAAUUACUCGCGAUGAAAAAUAUGCCGAGACUGCCAAAGAUAUUCUGCUGUACGUUAUGCGAGAUCUCAGCGACAAGAAUGGUGGUUUUUAUGCAGCUGAGGACGCUGAUUCCUUGCCAACCUCUGAAUCAAACAGCAAAAAGGAAGGUGCAUUUUGCGUUUGGGAAAGCAACGAGAUUAAAUCGUUGUUAUCAGAGCCUGUCAGUAGCGAAGUUAAGACAACUCUUGCAGAACUUUUUGCGAAACAUUAUGGCGUCAAAGACGAUGGAAAUGUGAAAUCUUCACAGGACCCUCAUGGUGAACUAAAGAAACAGAAUGUGCUCAUCGUCCGCGGCAGUGUUGAAGAAACGGCGAAACAUUUUGAACUAGAUGUCACCACGACUGAAGAUGCCUUACGAAAAUCUUGCGAAAUUUUAUUUGAAGAAAGAUUAAAACGUCCCAAACCGCACCUCGACACGAAAAUGGUCACAUCUUGGAAUGGGCUGAUGAUCGCCGCAUUUGCUAAAGCUGGUUGUAUAUUGAAGGAUGACGUUUACUUGAAGCGGGCCAUCAAGGCUGCUUCGUUUACGAGGAAGCAUUUAUGGAAUAAAGAGUCGGGAAGCUUGAUAAGAAGUUGUUACAAAGGCGACGAUGGGGAAAUAGUUCAACUUGAGAAACCUGUCGAUGGUUUUUCGGACGAUUAUUCAUUUCUGAUUCACGGGUUGUUGGAGCUCUAUCAAGCAUCAUUCGACGAACAGUGGUUGGAAUGGGCCGCUCAGUUGCAAGAGAGACAAAACGAGUUGCUGUGGGAUGAUCAGGCUGGAGGAUACUUUGAAGGAGGCGAACAGUCUAAACUGUUACUUCGACUGAAGCAAGAUCAAGAUGGCGCAGAGCCAAGCGGGAACUCCAUCGCUGCCACAAAUUUGAUGAGGUUGUCUUCGUUUCUUGAUAAGAAAGAAUAUCGCGAGAAGGCUGCGAAGAUUUACGCUUUGUUUGAACCAAGACUGAGUAAAAUGCCACACGCGUUGCCUCAGCUCAUGGCUUCCUUUAUCGUCUACACUGGAACACAAAAACAAAUAAUCAUUGCCGGUGAAAAGGACACAGAAGAUACCAAAAAACUACUGGAAACUGUUCAUUCAUUUUUCAAUCCGAAUAAGAUUCUUAUUUUAUGCAACGAAAAAGACAACAGUUUCCUAUCGUCGAAGCUCAGCGUUCUGAAGACUUUAAAAAAGGUGGACGAUAAAUCGACUGCAUAUGUGUGUGAAAACUUUGCCUGCAAGCUUCCUGUCACAACUAAAGAAGAAUUAGCGAAACUUCUGGAGGAGAAACAGGUCUAACGAGUGUUACGCUAAAAGUGUUAAUGGGUGGUAGAUGGUAGAAGCAGUCUUUGGAAAUCAGCUUGGUCGUUCGGUCGUUAAACCAUCGUGUAGACCUGCGUAGAUAUAGCAAAAUAUUCCUAGUUUAUGGAUUAAGAUAUUUUUAGUAAGCAGUAAAUAAUGAUUCUAGCAACUUGUAUGAAAAUUAUAAAGUGCAUGGUUCAA
Dendronephthya gigantea is the source of this 2617-nucleotide messenger RNA. RefSeq names its product spermatogenesis-associated protein 20-like. Lineage: Eukaryota; Metazoa; Cnidaria; Anthozoa; Malacalcyonacea; Nephtheidae. The record is from RefSeq and is a predicted model, not a curated record. The transcript is spliced from 14 exons. Gene Ontology annotation, biological process: carbohydrate metabolic process. Bases 8 to 2413 code for a protein of 801 amino acids.